GUCAUUCGUUGUGCAGGGGAGUAUAGGCUGUGUUGUCAACCCAGUGUCAGUCUGAUGAAGAUUGGCAUUCAGAGCGCAGAGAAGGGGAGAGGACGACAAACUGCGAGGAAAACAAAGGCCAACAUUGAAAGCUGUGUUGCUGAGGACAAACCAACUGGUCUCAAUGUGAAGCUGUCCCAUGAUGCAACAUGUGUCCCCAGCACCAGCACUGACAAUGAUGGCCACUCAGAGUGUUCCUCCACCAACAUACCAGGAGAGUCAACAGAUGACGGGCACCGCUCAACAGAACUCCAAGGCACAGCCGGUUCACAUCCCAGCAUCCUCGGCUGCAGGGGCCACUCCAGUCAGUGUGACCCUUGACCCCCAGGCCCAGCUGGAGUCUGACAAGCGUGCUGUUUACAGACACCCCCUCUUCCCGCUGCUCGCCCUGCUAUUUGAGAAGUGCGAGCAGGCCACGCAGGGCUCGGAGUGCAUCACCUCCGCCAGCUUUGACGUCGACAUCGAGAACUUCGUCCACCAGCAGGAGCAGGACCACAAGCCUUUCUUCAGUGAGGACCCCGAGCUGGACAACCUGAUGGUGAAGGCCAUCCAGGUCUUGCGGAUCCACUUGCUGGAGUUGGAGAAGGUCAAUGAGCUCUGCAAGGACUUUUGCAACCGCUACAUCACCUGCCUCAAGACCAAGAUGCACAGCGACAACCUGCUGAGGAACGACCUGGGCGGCCCCUACUCCCCCACGCACACCUCCCUCGGCCUACAGCAGCUGCUCUUUGACCCCACCUCCUCAACAGUCCAGACUCUUAAAGGCUCUCUGGACGUCCUGCAGAGCUCCACCCCGUCCAUGACAGCAGUCUCCAGCUCUGUCAACCCCUCAGGCAUUGUGGUCCCAGCCGGCACCCUGCAGCAAGGCAAUGUCGCCAUGACCACCAUCAACUCACAAGUGGUAUCAGGUGGGACGUUGUAUCAGCCGGUUACCAUGGUGACGUCACAGGGACAGGUGUUAACUCAGGCUUUGCCCCAAGGGACCAUCCAGAUCCAAAAUGCACAGGUAAACCUGGACCUCUCCUCUCUCCUGGACAAUGAUGACAAGAAGUCGAAAAACAAGAGGGGCGUCCUUCCGAAGCACGCCACCAACAUCAUGCGCUCCUGGCUGUUCCAGCACCUCAUGCAUCCUUACCCCACGGAGGACGAGAAGAGGCAGAUUGCGGCUCAAACGAAUCUCACUCUACUACAGGUCAACAACUGGUUCAUUAACGCCCGCAGGCGAAUCCUCCAGCCCAUGUUAGAUGCCAGUAACCCUGAUCCAGCUCCCAAGGCUAAGAAGAUGAAGUCUCAGCACCGUCCAACCCAGCGCUUCUGGCCCGACUCCAUUGUGGCCGGUGUCCUUCAGACACAUGGAGCCCACUCCACCAACAAUUCUGACAGCUCCCUGGCGAUGGACAGCCUUCAGCCGCUGUCCUCGGACUCAGCCACUCUGGCCAUGCAGCAGGCCAUGCUGGGGGGAGCGGAGGACUCCAUGGACGGCACAGAGGAGGAAGAGGAAGAGGAGGAGGAGGAGGAGGAGGAAGAGGAGGAGGGGAUGGAGGAGGAAGAGGAGGAGGAGGAGGGGAGGGGCGAGAGAGGGAGGCGGCUGCACGGUCCAGGUGUGAGGGACCUGGCCCUGGAUCACGGCGAGGGCCUGGAGUGACGGGAGAGGAGGAGGAGGAGCAGGAGGAAGAGGACAAGCCCCCC
Megalops cyprinoides (Indo-Pacific tarpon) is the source of this 1728-nucleotide messenger RNA. It is a transcript of the gene pknox2, whose product is annotated as pbx/knotted 1 homeobox 2. Lineage: Eukaryota; Metazoa; Chordata; Actinopteri; Elopiformes; Megalopidae. The transcript is spliced from 13 exons. Bases 179 to 1684 code for a protein of 501 amino acids. Gene Ontology annotation, molecular function: DNA-binding transcription factor activity, RNA polymerase II-specific; RNA polymerase II cis-regulatory region sequence-specific DNA binding. Gene Ontology annotation, biological process: regulation of transcription by RNA polymerase II. The record is from RefSeq and is a predicted model, not a curated record.